UCCGAAUUUCUUCCCCUCCCGAAGUCGUUUUCCCCAUUUCCCUCGCCCGCUCCUACUUUACCCCCCGGUUUUCAUCCACCCCCUCUGAGACGAAUCGUCGCGUGCCUCCGUCUCCAGCCGCAUGUCGUAUUAGUUCUGCCGCAACUACUAAACGGCCGUUGUCUGACCUUACUCCACAACCUGAAAAAGGAAAUAGAGAAAAGAAAAAAACUGAAGAUUGACUGUGAGGCUCUCCGGUUCAAAUGGCUUGACGCGUACCACAAAAUCGAACUCCAGAACGCAGCAGAUGCUAGUGACGACGAGUGUCGGUGGAAGGAUGGAUCUGUUUAUUCUGGCCAUCGAGUGAAGAGCCCCUGUGCGCCCACCAGCACACGCAGUUCACGGCCGAUCUCGGAGCCUCGGUGUGCAUGUGUCGAUGCGCGUGAUCACUUCCCUGCCGGUUCCUUCAUCUCCUUUGGUCCGUGGCUGUCGAACACGUCGGUGAGACGGUAUCGGAUCCUGCAGCACGAUCUAGGCAAACGGCGACCUUAA
Molecule: messenger RNA, 531 nt
Organism: Mesocestoides corti
Lineage: Eukaryota; Metazoa; Platyhelminthes; Cestoda; Cyclophyllidea; Mesocestoididae
Source: the annotation of a GenBank genome assembly